GAAAAAAAGGGCAUUCACAAACCCAAUACAACAGGCAAAAUACACACAUUCGCUCGCUCUCUCCAGUCGUCUAUGUAUUCUGUAGCAAGAAUGAAGUCGGACCGCAAGCCGCCGCUCACUAAAUCGCCGAUCAGGCUUCGACCCCGUCCAGAUCUUCGCUCAAACUCAGCCUCUCUGCAAACCCCAUCAGGAAAUGGAUCUUCGACCCGAGUACCGCUCAAUCUCGUGCGAGUUGCGGGCUUUAAAGAAGAUGGUACGCAACGAGUUUGGCAACGGAGAUUCAGACAGUGAUGGGAUUGCUAAUUCUUUCGGUGCCAAUUCGAGUCCUCUGUUUGAGAGGGGUCGGUUUUACGAGGAGUACUCCGCUAGAAGGAACGAGAGGCUGAGGAGCAAGAAGAACGAGACAGGGCAUGAAAGGAAGACCGCGCACGGUCUCGGUGUCAUGGGGGAGUCUCCGAAAAAAAGCAGCAGUACGAAGAACCUUGAGAGUUUGAGGAAAUCGGUCUCGUCGGCUUACUCUGUGGAGCAGAGCGAGGCCCCGACUUCGAGGUAUAUGCUAAGAAGUAUGACGAAGGAGAACAAGAAGCCACCUCUGGCUGUCAAAUCUAGGAAAUCUUCGGUGCUUGGUGCAGAGCCAAAAAUCGGGACUCGAAGCGUUCGGAGAGGCUGAGUUUCAAAACUCAGUGAAUUCUACAGUUUUAUUAUUUUUAUUUACUUUUUUUUUUUGGCCUUUUGGUACUCAAGGAAAUUGGUAAUUUAAAUAGGAAUUUGAACAUGGUUGCCUUGUUCAUGGAUUUUUUAGUGGUUAAUGGUUAUCCCCCGAAUGAUUGAAGUUUCAACUUGGCAAAGAAACCUAUUCUAAAUAAGCAUUGUAUUUGAUAAAAUAUAAAAAAUUCUAUCCCGGUAGGCAAAGCAACAUGGCAAUUCUUUGUCAUGACAAUACUUUGUUUAGGGAUAGCAAUAUGUGACAUGACCUGUAAA
Messenger RNA from Juglans regia (Persian walnut), 981 nucleotides. RefSeq lists its product as uncharacterized. The transcript is spliced from 2 exons. The record is from RefSeq and is a predicted model, not a curated record. Lineage: Eukaryota; Viridiplantae; Streptophyta; Magnoliopsida; Fagales; Juglandaceae. Bases 194 to 670 code for a protein of 158 amino acids.